Molecule: messenger RNA, 4372 nt
Organism: Paramecium pentaurelia
Lineage: Eukaryota; Ciliophora; Oligohymenophorea; Peniculida; Parameciidae
Source: the annotation of a GenBank genome assembly
AUGUAAAAAUUCAAAGAGUGGCUUAAACCUGUCUCUGACUAUUUCAUUAAUGGUUUCUCUGAUACAUUUCAAUUACUACUUGAUAAUUUCUUAGGAGAUUAUCUCGAAGAUCCAAAAUAACUCAAUAUGAGCACUUUGCUAAAAGGAGUAGAAAUGCUUAAAUUAAACAAAACAUUCAUCAAUUAACUUCUUGGUUAAAGUCUUUUUAAGCUAGAAGAAGCAUACAUAAGUAAUUUAUUAAACUUAUUUUAAAGAGUCGAUCAAAGUUGCUAAUUUAAAAUUUGAAGCUAGUGGAGUUAAAUUAGUAUUUGCACUUGUGAAAGAAAUCAAUAUAGAUGAAUUAAAGGAAUAUUUAGAAAAGACUGAAGAGGCUAAAGAGAAAGAGAUCUAAAAACUCAGCUAAUUGGCACAGUUAAGAGAAGAAGUUUAUAAACAUACAGAAUUAGAAUAGAGUAUAGAUUUAACUAAAUCAAUUGGACCUUAAACAGGACUUAUUUAAUUCUUAGGAUUGGUAGAUACUUUAUUAAGUAAUUCAUCCAUUACUAUAAACAAUAUUGAGAUUGUUUUAAUAGCAGAAGGAGGAAAGUAAUAUGAAUUCCAUAUUCAUCAUACUAAUAUUAAUUUUUAGAAGCAAAAUUUAAAGUAUUAUUCUAUUAAAGAAAUAGUAAUUUGCUUUUUAUAAGCUUUGGAAUAAAUCAGAUUGAGUUAUAGUUACAAAAUGAAUAAAUUGCACUAAUAGAAAAUGCAUUAAAACUAGAGAUGUUUGUGGAAACCAGAAAUGGUAGAGUGAAUACAAAAGUUGAUGGUAAGAUUUCAUCUUUAGAUAUUGUAUUAAAUUCAAAAUAAAUUUAAAAUAUAUUAUCCACAGCUCAAAAAUGUUUAGCAUUAACAGAUGAAUUAAAUAAAAUUAUAAUUGAUUUAAAAGGAGAAACAUUAGUAGAAUUUGAUGAUGAUGAAGAAGAUAUAUAAAAAUUAGAAAAAACUGAUUAUUCUCUUGUAAAUUCAUAGAAUUAAUUUUUUUCAAAAAAAAAGAAUGUUCAAUUUAAAAUAGUUCCUAAUUAAUCAUAUAUGGAUACUCUUAAUAAUAACAUAUAAUAAUCAUUAGCUUAACAUCCUAUUCCUUAAUAAUAAGAAAAAUAAUUUAUUGAGUUCUCUUAAAGUAUUUUUAAUACUUCAUAAGAAUAAUUAGAUUUUGCAAAAAAGAGUGUAAAAAAUUAAAUUGAAACAUUUAAAUGUUAAUUUGAUGGUAUUAGAAUAGCUGUAUGUGAAAAAUCACAAUAAUUUCCAAAAUUAAAGGGUAGAUUCUUUUAAGAUCUUGAAAGUCAUUUCUUCAUUGAAAUUAUUAAAAUUUAAGGAAGCUAUCAUAAAGAUCAUAUUAACUUUUAGAUCUCAAGUAUAGGAGCUCAUAGAGUUAGAGCUGAUUAAAAUAAUGGAUAUAAUAUAAUGUAAAGUUAAGAAUUGUUUCGAAGUUGUUUAGAUAAUCCAAAAUUUCAAUUUUUUGUUACUCCUGUUAUAAUGAUGGGUUUAGUAGAAUAGGGUAGAAUUGAAUAAGAAUAUGCAAUUUAUCUUUUUGAUAAAUUGUAGGAGUAAUGUAAAAACAAUACAGCAUUAGAAUUAUCAGUUUAAAUAUAUCAUGGUAAAAAUAGAGAGAAGUUUUAUAUGGCAAAUAUGUAACUAUCAGACUUUAUAGGUUCAUUUAAUCAUGAAUUAUUCUUAAGACUUUUACAAUAUCUACCUCAGAAUGAAGUCUAAAAAUUACCAGUACAAGAAGUAAAAAGACCAUGUAUGUAUGGAUUCGAUAUUAAAAUCCCAUAUGUUAAUUUAAAUUAUUUCAUUAACAAUAAACCUAUCUAAAUAAGAGUCAAAGAGAUUAAACUCAAAUAAUUUCCUGUUAAAAAAUUCCCACAUAAAUUAGGAAUUUUAGAACCAUUUGAAGGAAUACCUAAAAAUGAAGAUCCAUUAUAAUUUAUUUGUAUCUCAUUUUUCUCAAUUUGGAUUGAGUUUUCUGGAUAAAAUAUAGUAACUGUUGGUUAGAAUGUAAUUGAUGAUUUGCAAAUAUUUCCAUUAAUUUAUAUAAGCUUUUAAGAAAAAAAAGAUUUAAAAAAAGAAGGUAAAUAAGAAUUAAAAGAUUCUGUCAAGCAUAAAUAAUCAAAUAGUGAGAUACUAAUUAGAGGAUCACUUCCUUUAGUUGAUUUUCGUAUAACUUAAGAUCUACUAUAUUGGUUAAUCUCAUUAAAUUAAUAUUUUGAGAAACAAUAAAAAUAUAUUAAUAAAAAAAAGCCUUAACGUUAAUUGAAAGGAGAAUCAAAUACUUAUAUUUAAUUAUCAAUAGAGUCUUCAUCUGUAUAUAUUUUAGAUCAUUCUAAUAAGGAUUUAUUAUAAUUGGAUUUUUAAAAAUUGACUCUAAUAUCUGCUUCAUCUAUAAUUUUACUGUUAUAAAAUAUAUUAGUAGUAGAUAUCUAAUGUCCUUAAGUAAAAUACAAUAGAAAUAAACCAUAAUAAUAAAUUAAUAAAUUUUGUGCAUCUAAGAUUAUGUUAUAUAGAAUAAGCACAAUAUAAGUUAAUUCUUAAAUUAUAUCUGCAGGAUCAAAAAGAUUAUAUUAAAAACCUAUUGAAGUAGAUUUUGAUAAUUAUAUUUUUAAAUUAUAACUUGGAAAAAAAAUGAAAAUAGCAAUUUAGAAUCUUUGUUUAAGAAUACCAGAUUUCAAAUUUACAUCUAUUAAAAAGUUAUAUCCUAUAUUCUAAAACUAUUAAUCAAAUUCUGAAAAUAAACAAACAAAUGUUUAAUAAUAAUAAGAUAUGGAAAUUGAUAUCAGCAUUAAAUAAAAUAUAUUUUUAGAUAUUUUCCCUAUUAAUGAAGUUGAAGAAUUAUCUAAUUAAGGAUUAUAAACUAUAAAAGAGUUUUCUAAUAGUAGAAUUUUAAUUCAAAUUGAUGAUCUUGUUUAUCGUAAAAAACUCUAUUUAUAAAAUGCAGAAUUAUAUAUUUGUAGAUAAAAUGGAUUUGAAUUUUAAUGCCCAAUAAUUCUAGAAGGUUAUUUUAAAAAACUAAGUGCCUUUUAAUUCACUUCAGUACUCUCUAUUAAAAAACUCAAUUUUUUUGAAAACAAUUUAAAAAUAGAUUUAAUCUAAGGAAAUUUCAGAUUUGAUAUUAUUUAAACAUUUUUAGAAAUUAUGGAAGAAUUAUAACCAUAUAUUCCUUAAUCAAUCCCUAUUGAAGCAUCGAAAAAUGAAUAUUUUAUCUAAAAAGAUUUCUCAAAGCCAUUAAUAGAAGGAGAAAAAAUAGAUAAUAAAAUAACAAUAACCAUAGGAUAAUUGCUUUUGCAUUUAGAAGAAGGACACACAUUCUAUUAAAUGCCACUUUAUUUUUAAACAGAUUAUGAUUAAAAUAGUAGAUUUGAAAAUGAACUAUAAGAUUAUGUUAGUAAUGCUGAUUAACCUUAUAAAAAGAUAUUAGACACAGUUAGUUUGAAUUUUACAAAUAUAAAUUUAUAAAUAGAGUUAUAUGCAAAAGGAUAAACAGGAAUUAAAUUUUAAUCUCAUUUUGAAAUUGAAGACAAAAUUUAAAAUUCUAAAUUUAAACUCAUAUUAAGUCCAGAUACAGAAUCUUUUUGUACAGAUUAUUAAAGUAUUCCCAUAGAAGUUGCAUUAAUUUUAGAAAAUUCAACAUACACUGCAUCUAUUGCAAUUAUUCCAAUGAGAAUAUGUUUAUCAGGUGCUUUACUUUCAUUUAUUUUCAAUUUCUCAAAUAGCUAAAGUUGGAUAUAAAAAACUAUCUAUGAAGAUUAAAUACAAAUUUUUAAUGUUUUAGAGAAAUCACCUUAAAUUUGGUUGAAAAGUCUUUAAAUUUUUGAAACAAGCUUUAAUCUUUCAUAUGAUUCGUAAGGACUAUAUAUGGAUGAUCUAUUAAAAGGAUUAUUAAAAAUCAGUUCAUUUUAUGAUUUACAAAUACCAAUCAAAUAUAUGAAUUCAUAAAUUAGAGGUACUCCUGAAGAUGUAAUUAAUUGUGUCAUUACAUAACUAUAAACAAGUUUAGGUUCUAAAUUAAUGAUUGCUGGUAGAGCAUUAACUAGUUUAGAAGCCUUCUCAACAGUGACUAACUUAAUUAAAGGAACUAUAGGUUUACUUUUAAAACCCUUAGAGGAGGGUUUUUUAAAAGGAACUAAAAAAGGAGUUUAAGAAUUUUCAAAUUCUUUAGUAUUUGCUUUACUCAAAACUCUAAAAGUUCCUUCAUAAGUGAUUAUUGCAGGAGGAGAAACAGUAGGAUUACAAUCAUUAACUCUUCCAUUCAGAUUCGUUAAUGAAAGAAGCAAUUAAAUCUUAGAUAAAAUUAGUCCUUCAAACAUCCCAAAAAGGUUUUUAAAACGAUACUGAA